AUGGAAAUUCUAUCGUGGUUUCCGGUGAAAGAUCUCCUGCGAUUCAAGUGCGUUUCAAAAGGGUGGAACCAACUUGUUUCUGAUUCUGCAUUUGUGAAACUUCACCUUCAAAGGUCCUCAAAAAACACUCACACGUUAUUGACCUUUUUGGAUUAUUCCCCUAGCUAUAGAAGAAGACAUUAUGCCACCGUUUGUCCUAUACAAGAUUUAUUUGAAAACCCAUCAUCCACCCUCGAAACUUUACCUCACAGACAUCUCCCCUUCAACCGCAAGAACAGUUGUUUGGGUUCCUGCAACGGCUUGGUGUGCUUCCAAGAUUCUUGUGUUGACGAUGAAUUCGAAUUUGAAGAAUACUGGUUUUGGAUGUGGAAUCCCGCAACAAGGGUGAUGAGUAAUGAGUCCCCACAUAUUCGUCUUAAUCGGAGCGAUUAUGAAUAUCCUUUCUGGUGGGUGUAUGGGUUUGGGUACGAUGAAUGGAGUGACACUUACCAAGUUGUGUUAUUGGAUAAUAAGAAUAAUCAAUCACAGAAACUGGAGGUAAAAGUUUGUUCUUUAGGGGAUAAUUGUUGGAGAAAUACUUUAACUUGUGAUGCUGUUCCGUUUCUAUUUGAGCAUAGGCUUCGUGGAAUUGUUGGUGCUUUAGUGAGUGGUACUUUAAACUGGUUAGCAUAUCCGAAAUCCCGCGCUGGUGGUGAUGAACGAACUAAAAUGAACGAGUUAGAAAUAUUUUCUUACGAUCUAAAGAAGGAGAGUUGCAGUUAUUUUUCUAUGCCUGAUGGGAUUUUAGAAGUUAGUCCGGAUGAGGCUGCGCUUGAGGUUUUGAAUGGUUGUUUGUGUAUUUCUCAUUAUCAUGAGAAUGAUUUUUUUGUGUGGCUGAAGAGGGACUUUAGUGAUGAAAAAUCUUGGUCAAAAUUGCUGAAUUAUAAGAAUCGUCCUUCGAGUUGUUACCACUGUCCACGUUACAUGGACAUGAUUUGUAUGCGUGAGAAUGAUGAUGUCGUGCUGCUUGCGGACACAGGUUUCGCAUCAAAAUCAGAAUUUAUUUGGUGGAACAUCAGAGACAAUAGAAUGGAGGGUCGUGAAAUUUACGACAAGGACAAAUUUAAUCUUUCCUCUUAUGAUUAUGUUCAUAGCUUGGUUUUGCCGUAUAAGAAUUAA
Messenger RNA from Vigna angularis (adzuki bean), 1158 nucleotides. Its product is annotated as F-box/kelch-repeat protein At3g23880. NCBI's taxonomy places the organism in Eukaryota, Viridiplantae, Streptophyta, Magnoliopsida, Fabales, Fabaceae. Gene Ontology annotation, molecular function: protein binding. The record is from RefSeq and is a predicted model, not a curated record. The transcript has a single exon. The coding region runs from base 1 to 1158 and encodes 385 amino acids.